GAACCGGGGCCUGGAGGUUCGGAGGCAGAGGCCGCUGCUCAGCGCGAGAGUGCGGGGCGCUGCCCUCUUCGUACAGCAACCCCGCGCCGCCAUGGGCCCGACGCAGAAGCCCAACGUGUGCCGCCGGCUGAGUCGCCGGGCUUUGGGCUGUUUCUCGCGCGACGCAGGCGUGGUGCAGAGGACGAACCUGGGCAUCCUGCGGGCGCUGGUGUGCCAGGAAAGUACUAAAUUUAAGAAUGUGUGGACAACUCAUUCCAAGUCACCUAUAGCCUAUGAGAGAGGAAGAAUAUAUUUUGACAAUUAUCGGUGCUGUGUUAGCAGUGUUGCAUCAGAGCCAAGAAAACUUUAUGAAAUGCCAAAAUGUUCCAGAUCAGAAAAAAUAGAAGAUGCUUUAUUAUGGGAAUGCCCAGUGGGAGAAAUGCUUCCCAAUCCAUCAGAUUAUGAAUCCUCACUUAUAGCACUGACCGCUCAUAAUUGGCUACUUCGCAUAUCAGCAACUACAGGAAAAAUCCUUGAGAAAAUAUAUCUUGCUUCAUAUUGCAAAUUCAGAUACUUGAGCUGGGACACUCCUCAAGAAGUCAUUGCAGUCAAGUCAGCUCAGAACAAAGGCUCAGCAUCGGCCCGGCAGGCAGGCAUUCAGCAGCCUGUUUUGCUGUACCUUGCGGUAUUCCAUGUUCUACCUUUUUCACUCAUAGGAAUUUUGGAGAUCAACAAAAAUAUUUUCGGGAAUGUUACAGAUGCUACCUUGUCUCAUGGAAUACUCAUUGUGAUGUACAGCUCAGGACUGGUCAGACUCUAUAGCUUCCAAGCCAUCACUGAGCAGUUCAUGCAACAGAGACUUGACUUAGGGUAUGCCUGCAGAUGGGGUGGGACUACUGGAACUGUAGGAGAGGCUCCUUUUGGCAUUCCUUGUAAUAUUAAAAUCACAGACAUGCCACCAAUACUCUUUGAGGUGUCUUCCCUGGAGAAUGCUUUUCAGAUUGGAGGCCACCCUUGGCACUACAUCAUCACGCCUAAUAAGAAGAAACAGAAAGGAGUGUUCCAUAUUUGUGCCCUAAAAGACAAUUCCUUGGCAAAAAAUGGGAUCCAAGAAAUGGAGUGUUGUUCUCUAGAAUCUGACUGGAUCUAUUUUCAUCCCGAUGCUUCUGGUAGGAUAAUACAUGUUGGCCCAAACCAGGUGAAAGUUUUAAAACUAAGUGAAGUAGAAAAUAGUAGUACCCAGCACCAGAUCUCUGAAGAUUUUGUCAUUUUUGCCAACAGGGAAAAGAACGAAAAUGAGAACUUAUUCACUGUUACAGCUUCUGGACGGGUGGUAAAAAAAAGUUUUGACCUUCUGGAUGAUGACCCAGAACAAGAGACUUUCAAAAGUGUGGACUAUGAAGAUGAGUUGGAUUUACUUUCUGUGGUAGCUGUAACUCAGAUAGAUGCUGAAGGAAAAGCUCACCUGGAUUUCCACUGUAAUGAAUAUGGAACUUUACUUAAAAGCAUUCCUCUAGUGGAGUCAUGGGAUGUGACAUACAGCCAUGAAGUCUAUUUUGACAGAGACUUGGUGCUACACAUAGAACAGAAACCCAGCAGGGUCUUCAGCUGCUAUGUUUACCAGAUGGUGUGUGACCCUGGGGAAGAAGAAGAAAUCACAAACAGAAAUUGUGAAAAAGAGUGAGAUAAUUUAAAAUUUUGAGCUGUAACUUACAAGACUUUUAGCAACACUCUGUAGCAGCUAUAUCCAGUCCUCCUUUUUAUUAUCUGCAUAGCAAGUUGUCCGUAUUUUCCAGAAAAGGUCCUGUGUGGACUCCAAAUGACUAUAACUUCUUUUUUAAACUCUUGCUAUACAAGGUGGUAAGGACUUUAUUUUAUGUAAAGAUAUUUUAGAAUGACAUCCCAAGAAGUCUGGCAUUUUGGAGCUUUUGGCUCAGUGUUGAUACAAAUAUGCAAUGUUGGGGAACAGAGAAGACAGGUUAAUCCCAGUUGCUGGGGAGAGGGUCAUUAAUGGAGGUCUUUAACAUGGUUCUUAAAGGGUGGUUGUGGAGUUUUAGUUAGUAAGAACAGGAGGGAGAGAUGAAAAGAAAGAUACAAAAGAUACAGAAAUGAAUCCUGUUCUCUAUACCAGACUUUGCUUAAGGUUGAAUAAGGAGAUCUGUAAUGUGAAAACAUAUUUUGGAGCCAAAAAUGUGUCAUCACAGUUUUUUUUUUUAAUCUUAUGUAUGUUUUGUGUUUUGUAUUUGUAUAUAGUAGCAGGAAUUGGCUUUAGUUCCCAAAUUAUCUUUUCUUCUAUGGUUCUGUUUUCUUGGUUUGAUGUUCCUGUUGAUUAUUUGUCUGUCUUUCUUAGACUAAUGUAAGAUUCCAAGCCAUAUUCAGGUUAACUUUUUCCUGGCAUGUAGCCUAUUCAGCUUUUACUACAUCUAAGAACAUUGUGCUUAUUUCACCAUUCUGUUUAUUUGAUGAGCCUUCCAACUCUGCUUAGGCAAUAUUUUCAUACAUAAGCGAUCAGGUAAAGGUAUCCCAGGUCUCACCAGUUCUGCUCCCCGUAGAAGAGUAGAUAAAGUCCCAGGAGCUCUUACUAGCUUGGAAACUGACUGAUUAGCCAGAAAAAACCUUUUGGCUCUGUCUUACUGUGAAACAAGUAUUUUUUCAUCUUUGUUAAAACCGAUCUGAAUAUGAUCCUUAAACAUAGAUAAUCAUUCUUCAGAAUGUUAAAUAAAAGAACAUAAGUAAAAGAAGAAAGUGUUUCUUUGUGCUUCCUGUCUGAGAAGUGCAGUUGCUUUCAAUCCACAUGUAUAGCACAUUUCUCUGAUUCAAAAGUAAAAAUAGAAGGGGAGAAAACAGCAGUAAAAAUUAUUGCUGAUUCAAAUUUAAGGUAAAAAUAUGGGAUUUUAGCUUGCAUGAGUUCCAUUAAAAUCCGAGUUUUUCCUUUGAUUUUGGCUUGAUGCCAUAUUAAGAAUGAUGUGAAUUCUGCCCUGUUCUUCCUUUGAAGUUUGCAGAUAAAUUUCAAGCCUAUUAUGACCAACAGGGCUGAGAAAGGUGUUAGCUAUUUAAAAAGUCAAGAAGUUAGUAGCAGAGUCCAUAAAUUUAAAAGACAUAAAGGGAACAAACCUAAAACUGUCUUUUGAGCAAUUGAAAAUUACUAACGUUUAAGAAUAAGGGAAAAUAUUUGUAUGUAGGCUUAAAGUAGAUCUUCUUGAAUCUAAUGCUAUAUAUAAUAACUAUUUGAGAAAGUAGAAGUGAUUACCUAUAAUAAGCAAGAUGAUAAAUCUUCAUAUAUUAAAUUAUAAUACUUUUAUAUCUCCUAACUGAAAGAUCCAUUCUCAUUUUAUACAUAUUUAAUAAUUCUAUUUAAUAUAAUAUUUGAGGCUUUCAGAGCAUUUUAGAAACAUGAUUUUUAUUAGAAAGCAGUUGAGUAGUUACAGUGUGCUAGAUUUUGCCCCAAAUUUCCAAUUAGAUGCUAGUUAUAAACAAUCCUGCCCAGUGAAUUUAUAUCUUGAAAAACAAGUCCAGUAAGAAUAAAUAGAUUUAAAAUGCCAGAGAAAAAGAAAGAAACCAGUGUUGUAUGGGUUUCAAAGCAGGUGCAGUGCUUUGUAAAAGCAGACAGCCUACUCUCCAUUUCCAAGAGUGUUUAAAAAGAGGUUUCUCGCAUUUCCUCUUCUCCUUUAAGUCAUUGCCUUCUUUUGGUGAAAUGAGAGAAAGGAACUCAUCUACUCAGAAAGACAGCUUGGAUGUCUGGCAGCUUUUUUGGUGGGGGUCAGGAUGACUGGGUGGGCUACUUCUAGUCUAGAUGUGAACUGACUGAUUAGAAAUUGCCAGGUGUCACCACUGCACUGCCAAAACCAAGCUAGACCAGGACCCAGAUGCCGUGUAGGCCAGGCAAGGAAUGCGCCUUGGGUGAAAAACAGCAGGAAGUCGUGGACAGUGUAACAGUAGGAGGGCUUUGCCCCAUCAAAAAAGGGCAAGCUGCUACGACUUAGUUUCUGCCAAUUGUAGCACUGUGUGGGAAUGUGGGCUGUGGAUUGCUGAAUGUGAAAAAAUACCAAAGAUACAGAAGAUAGCAAAGAAUGUGGGCAAUUUAUAGGUAAUACACAUAACAGAAGACAAUAGCAGCAUGCUUCCCAAAAAAAGAAUGGGUUUCCCAGUCCCCACAGUGGCGAUGCUGCCAUUCAUUAUGCCCCCCAAAUGUGAGUCUGCCAUUCUCUUGGGGUGGAGGGAAGUGGUGGUUAGUAUCCUCCUGCCCCACCAUAACCCUGUUCUUCACUUGACUGUCCUGGAGGCUUUAGUGGUGUGCCUGCAUACUUAACAACUGCUAGUGACAAGCAUAAAAUAUUAUGGGAAAUAUUUCUGAGAGCUUAAUGCAGAGCUGGGUGAAGCAGGGUAGCUUCUUUCACGAGGUGCAGAUGUUAAGCUGAUAACAGAUGUAUUUCUGUAUUUCUGCUCCUUGAUCUAAUCUGUAUUCUCACAGUAUUGAGGCAGCAAUAUUACUGUUCUUUGACUUUCUAAAACAUUUCUCACAAUUCUGAGAGAAAACAAAUCCUAUCAUAGUUGCUAGUUUAACUACCUACUGAGGAGAUGAUACUGUUCUAUCUAAACAAAUUAAGGUACUCCACAUUCUUCCACCACUUGAAUGUCCUGUUUCUUGUACUUUUAAAAAUGAUAACUUGUAUUUAUUGAGUACUUUCUGCCAGUCACUGUGAUAUGUAUAAAAUGAAUUGCCUCACUUAACAUUUAAAAUAAAUAUGUAAAGUAUGAAUUGCUGUUAUCCUGCUACAUCUUACAAAUGAGGACCGUGAGGCCUAUAGAAGUUAAUUUGUCCAAGGUCCUACAACUAAUAAGUGUGGAGAUGGGAAACACAUCCAGCUGUGUUUGACACAAACUUAAUGCUAAAUUUCCUCCAAAGCUCUCAAGAAGCAAAGGAUUUGUUUUAUCUCAUGUAUAGCAUACUGAUAAUAAUAAUAUUGGGGAGAUAGGAAAAUGCUUAAUAAGUGUUUUUUUAAUAAUGAUAUCCAAAUUUUAGACAAAGUUUGAAUGUGCUAUAGUUAGCCUAUUCACAUAUAUACCUUCACAUAAAAGAUGGUUCUUUAUUCAUUUGUUAAAAGUCAUUUUUUAAGAAGAUACAAAAAAUGGUACUCUCAGGCUAUUUGUGGUGUUAAUAAAAACCAGUAUUAGUAAUUACUCUUACUGUAAGUUGGCUUCCUUUUCAAUAAUUUUUAUAUUUUCCUACCUUUCUUACAAUGUUUAGAUAUAUCAUUUACUUUUUUCCAUUUUCCUGUUGAUGGACACUGGAAUGUUUCCACUUUUCUUCCCCACUGUUACGAAAUUUGAAAAUUUCAGGCUUAAUUUCUGGCCCCUGUGUUACCAAAGAACCUCUCUUAGAAUAAUUUAUUUCAGGCAAGGAUAGUAGAAAGGUAAGACCAACUGAUGACUUUUCUCCAUCCUUUUAUUAUUAAAAAUUUCAAACAGCAAACUACAGCAAGGUUUAUGGAAUUUUACAGUAAAUACACAAAUACCAGCCACAUGACUUCUACAUUUCACUCUACAUGUUUCAUUACUUAGCUAUCCAUGUUACUUUUGUGAUGCAUUUCUAAAUAAAUUGCAGACAUCAGUGUAAUUCUCCCUAAUACUUCAGCAUGCAUAUCAUUGAGUAGAAUUUAAUAUUGUUUAGCUUUAAAAUUUUUAAAUGUGCGCUUAUAUGCAGUGAAAUGCACAAAUGUUAAAUACAAAUUUGCUGGGUUUUUGCAAACACAUACACCCAUGUAGCCCUUCCCAAAAUUUAGAACAUUGCAGUCAUCCCAGAAAGUUUCCUCAUGCCCCUUCCCAGUCAGUCCCCACCCCACCUCUCAGGUAUAACUACUGUUCUGUUUGCCUCACAGUUAAAAUUGCCAUUCAAAAACUUCAUAUAAAUGAAAUCAUGCAAAGCACAAUGCUUUUUUACUCAGCAUGUUUCCGAGAUUAAUUCAUGUUGCAUGUACCCAUGGUUCAUUCCCCUUUAUUGCUGAGUAUUCUUUUGUAUGAAUAUGUCAUAGUUGGCUUUUUUCCAUUUUCCUGUUGAUGGGCACUGGAAUGUCUCCACUUUUCUUCCUCAGUGUUAUGAAAUAAAACUGCUGUGAACAUUCCUGUAUACAUUUUUUUGGUGAGCAUGUGUCUUUAUUCCUCUUGUAAACAUCCAAGGAUGGAAUUGUUGGGUCCUAGGGUAUGUUUAGUUUAAUAAGAAACUGCCAGACCUUUAUUCUAAAGCAUUGUACCAUUUUACAUGCCUGCAGCAAUGUAUGAAACUUCCAGUUGCUCCAUAUUUCUUCCAACGUUUGUGGUGGUUUGCCUUUUUUAUCUUAUCAUUUAUGGAGGGUAUAUAGUCAUUUCUAGUUGAUAUUUAGAUUGUUUCUACUUGUGUCUAGCAGCCCUCUUGUCAGGUCCAGACCUUUAUCCUUUUUAACACCACCUUCCUCCAGGAAUUGCUGAAACAUUCUUUCUUUGUGACAGUAAAUGUAACUGAAAACUCAGCUAGAGUUAUUCUUUCUCAAACAUGGGAUACAUUGCUCACCGAGGAACCCUGUUUCCUUUAAUGGAGAAUAACAGUAUAGAGCAAACCUGGGUUGCCAGCGGCACACAUUGGACUGUUCCACAUGCCUACUGGAGCAGGGUAAGAUGGCACCAGAGAAGAGGCUCCAUCAAAUGUUGUAAUAAAAGCAGAAAGUGACCUUUUGUUUUCAAGGUUAUGCGGUCAUAUUAUUUAUAAAUCAGAUGAAUUACUGGUCUAAAAUGAAAGCAUAUUAGUAUUAACAAGCUUUCUCUUUUCUCUGAUAACUGUUGGAUUUAGUGUGGUUUUAGUUUCUAUUCCCUUAUUAACUAAUGAUGGCAAGCACAUUUUCAUGUGUUUAUACGCCAUGUGUAAAUUUAAAAUUUUCUUAACAUUUUUAUUAAGGUACAAAGGCCAUACAAUAAACUGCACAUAUUUAAAGUGUACAAUUGAUAACUUUUGACAUGUAUACACCUAUAAAACCAUCACAAAAUAAUGCAUCCAUCACCCAAUAAAGUCUCCUCUUGCUCCUUUGUAAUCCCUCCCUUCCUGCCUCUCCUGCCUUUCUAAGGCAACCAUUAAUCUGUUUCUGUCACUUCAAAUACAUUUACACUUUCUAAGCUUCCUCUCCCCAUUUUAGCUCAAUUGUAUAUAAAUCAAACCACACAGUAAGUAUUCUUUUUUCUUUUUUUCCUGGCUUCUUUCACUGAUGAUAGUAUUUUGAGAUCCAUCUGGAUUGCAUACAUCCUACUUAAUUCUUUUUUAUUGCUGGGUAGUACUCCAUGGUACGUGUGUAACCACAGUUUGUUCAUACAUUUACUUGUUGCUGUAUAUUUGGGUUGUUUCCAUUUUUUGGUUACUACAAAUAAAACUACUAUGAACAUAUGGUACAAAUUCUUUGUACAGACAUAUGCUUUAUUUCUUUUGAGUAAAUACCAAGGAGAGAAUGGCUGUGUCAUAUAUUAUGUAUAUGCUUAACUUUGUAAGGAGCUUGCAAACUGUUUUGCCAAAACGGCCAUGCCAUUUUAUAUUCCUGUCAUCAAUAUAUGAGAGUUUCAAUUGCUCAUACCACACUUGAUAUGGUCAGUCUUUUUAAUUAGUUUAGAUUUUAUAUGUAGAUCUAUAAUCCAAUUUUUGUAUAUGAUGCAAGUAUGAAUCAAAGUUCUUUUUUUUGCAUGUGGAUAUCCAGUACUUAGAGGAUAGUUCUCAGUGUUUCACUGCUAAGUGUGGUAUUAACUGUAGGUUGUUCAUAGUGACGUUUUCUCAGUUUGAGGAAGUUCCCUUCUGCUCCUAGCACUCUGAGUUUUAUUGGAUGUAGCAUCUGGAGUCUGUCGGUUGCUUUUUCUGCAUCUAUUGAGAUGAUCAUAUGGAUUUUCUAUUUUAGUCUGUAUGGUAAGUUACAUGGAUUGAUUUUUAAAUGUAAAACCAAUCUUGAAUUCUUGGGAUAAAUCCAUCUGAGACCUCUAAAUUUCUAACCAUAUUUUGACUCAAUUUUUGCAGUUCUGUAUUUUCGCAUUGUGCCAUUUCCACAAUAAUGAAUUCAUACCAUCAUAUUUGUGCUGUGGUACAUGUUAAUUGUUUCUCAUUACAUUUAGGUGACUUUCUGCCUUUACAAAUAAUUACCAGACUUUUUUUUGGCCCUUUGCCAGAGGUUUCAUUCUCAUGUGAACAAAAUUUAACAAGUUAGGAUUUAUAAUCUUGGAGAAGCCUUGGGCACAUUGCCAGCCUCUCCCCAUCUCAUCUCAGUCCAGAAAGUUCAUUAACUAAAUAAAAUUGUAUCUGAAGUAAAAAAGUCAAUACCUGUCUGAGCCCAGUUAAUGCUUUGAACCCAUUUUAGUUGAAUAUACAUUAAAACCUUGGACCACCACAGAAACUUACAGUUAAUUAAACUCAGAAAGAUAAAAUCAGUGAAUGGAUUCAUACUGAGGACACUCCACCUGCUCAGGCAAUAUGCAUCCAUAAAUUGAUCUUUCAAAUGAAAUUUUCAAAAGGAAAUAAUUUGCCAAUAAGUCCUUUACCAAUUCUUUUACUAAUAAAAGUUUUAUGGCUCCAUUAAAUCUUUUUUAUUUCUUCUUAGACGGUCAUCUGCUAAAGUAGACAAUUAUUUCUGAAUUCUUCUGUUUUAAACACUUUUUCAUUGAAGGUCACAUGCUCCUAGGGAAUAGUUUUUCAAGCUUUAUCUGUAAGAGCAACAAGAUUUGUUAUAGCGUGCUGAAAGAAUUACAGUUCAAAAGUCAUUCUAAUGCUUAAUUUUCUUGUCUAUAAUCUGUCUUUCUGUCUUUAGAGAGCAAAUCCAAGGAGAGUUAAAGAUUUCCCAGCUCCACCCCUCCCACAUCUAAAACCUCAGUUAUUACACAGUAUCUCCUAGAAGAUGGGCUGACUGAUGCUGUAUCGUGAACUUGUAGUCCUUCAGCCCACUCCCACAUCUUAUGUAACAUCCCAAGUGUCUCAUUCCCAGAGUUGGUCUUGGUCUUCCUUACCAGCUGGACUUGUGACCCAGUGGUUUCUAUUUCAAUUUCUUCCAGAAAGUCUUGGAUACCUCUCCCACUUUGACUAGAGUUAGGCUGAUCAUAUGAUUUAUUGUCCAAAUGUAGACACUUGAGAGUGAAGGGAAACAUUACUAAUCACUAUGCCUAGACACCAGGCAUAAACCAAGCCUCUUCUAAGCAUGGUCACCCUACUUAAAGCUAAUACAAGUAACCAGGAAAUUAUUCAUCUGUCCAUUUACAUGCUGUAAUUUCAAUAUGGUGCGCCAGACUUCACAUAAUCAAGGAGAUACACUCUAGGAAAACAGUUUCUCAUUUACAUUCACAAACUACUUAUUUACACUCCCCUGUGCCAACAGUAGUCCUAUUCCUGUGCUGGUAUUCUAGUGUCUUUUCUCCUGCAAUUUACCUGUGUCUUCCUCAAAUCAACCUAGCCAUUUUAAGGUCUGGGGUCUUUGUGUCAGGCUCACAGUCUGUGUCAUCAAAUAGCAAAGUGAUGAGAAUGACGGAAAGACACCAACAGAGGACAGGAAAGCUGUGAAGAAAAGUGUGUGAACCUUUACAGAGAUGAUCCCCAAAAUGCAGGGACCACACAGCAUGCUGGAAUUACAGGCUUUAAAAGUUCUUACAGUGAUGUACAGCUGAUGAUGAUAUCACUUAAUCCAGGGUGAGGCUCCUCCAGCCAUGAGCUGCCCCAUUUUGCCGUGUCACAGGGAAUUUUGGACUUCCCUGCUCUGUGCUUCCUGUUAACCACAUACAGCAAGUACAAAGCAAUCCCAGCAUAUCCCUCAGUUUUUACUGUGUGAUCAGGUAAAGUGAAGAUCAAUCUGCUAGGUUUAACGUUCCUCAGCAGGCCCAGACUUCAUACAUGUCGGGAGUCCAUUUCUACAUAAGUCCAAUGUUGCCAGGUCUUACAAUGUUUUUAAGUGAUAGAAACCUUUAUGUUAAAUGUUCCAAUUUUUAAAUGAUGUCCCUCAAUUCUGAUUUUAAAACUACAUAAGGCAUACAAAAUUAAUCUGCAGGCUCAUGACAGCUGUCCAGCAUAGUCGUGAGUGUACCUACCGAGGGCCAAUUGUGUUCACUUCUAAACCUUGUUUUGCUAGUUAUGUGUGUUAUUGUAAUUAUUUGUUUAUUAAAUAAUCCAUUAAAUGUAUUAAAAGGAAAAGUUUGCUUUUUCUAUUAAAAAGAUUAAAUGCUUUGAAAAGACUUUUAAAAUCAGGUCACUAAGAAUUUCUGUGAAAGAUGGAGAUGACUUAGCCUGGGUUCUCCCCAUAAUAAGCCUGAAGCAAAAGCUUGUGUGCUACUUCUUUGGUAAUGAGUGAAAUCUCGGCAGGAAUGAGUGGGAGGAGGAAGGAGCAGACCCAGAAGGAAACCCAGUGUGAGGACACCGUGUUUAGCUGAGCGCCACUAAGUGCAGAGAAAUGCCUCAACUCAUGGACCAGCCUCUGGAAAGUGACGCACACUGUGCCUCAGGGUAGUAUGUGAAGGCCAGGUUAGAGAGAAAGGGGGAAGAAUUUGUCUUCCAGCUCCUAUCUGCCACUCUUCAAAGGCUCACCCCCAGGACAUAACUCCUCUGAAUUUCCAAAUUGCCCAAGCCGGAAUUCACCUGAUAGCAAAUAGGCAGGAAGCAGGGGGAACUCAGCAAUUUGAUAAGAAUGAGGUGCUGUUAGGCAGGUUGUCCUGGUGUGACUUGCAGAGUUCACACAGAGUAGUGUUGGUAGCAGUGCUGGAAGAGGAGAGGGGUGAGGCCAAGAGAAUCUGAAUUUGUGCAUGGUGUCUGCUAAAAGGGCACAUUGAAAAAAAUUGGAAGGUUUCUGGACUCAUUUCUUGUGUGUUUGAGUCUUGUCUGCUUAAAAAAAUACCAGUUCUAUAAAUUAUAUAUGCAGUGAGUGUGUUUUCUGCCAGGAAGAUGGCAGAGAACACCAAUCAGCAAACUUAAAUCUAAAGAAAAGGCCUUGGACAAAAUGUCGAUUAUAUUAUUAAUUAGUCACAGGGAUGAAAGUACAGCACAGAGAAUAUAGGCAAUAGUGCUUGCUGUGUUGACAGAUAACUAUAUUAAUUGGGUGAGCAUUUGAUAAUGUAGAUAACUGUCAAAUCACUGUGAACAUGUGAAACCAAUAUAAUAUUUAUAUCAACUUUACUUCAGUUAAAAAUGUUAAAAAUAGAAAUGCCAUGGCCUCAUAUCAAAAUAGUUAAAUGAAUGUGCCUGUUUAUGUUUUAAGCUGGAAUAAAAUCUUUACAGGUUGUAUGUAUUUUUAUACAAUGAUUUCCUUAUUAACUUUACAAAUUAACUGACCAACCUUCCUUAGUAAUGUCAGAUAGUACAGCUUCUUUAUAUUUUCUAAAAGAUUAAGCCUCACUGAAUUAUUUCAUAGUUCUUUGAUGUUAGUAGUUGGGGGAUAUUGAUUUUUUUGUAACAGCUUUAUUGGGCUAUAAUUCACAUACCAUAAAAUUCACCCUUUUUGUAAAGUGUACAAUUCAGUGAUUUUUAGUUUAGUCACAAAGUUGUGCAACCAUUCCCACCAUCUAAGUCUAGAACAUUUUCAUCACCGCAAAGAGAAACCCUGUACCCAUUAGCAAUCAGUUCCAUUUCCCUUCCUCCCAGUCCCUGGCAACCUCUAAUCUUUCUGUAUCUGUGGAUUUGUCUCUUCUGGACAUUUCAUAUAAAUAUAUAAAUGGUAUCAUGCAAAAUGAGGUCUUUUGUGUCUGGCUUCCUUUACUCAGCAUAAUGUUUUCAAACCUUCAUCCAUGCUGUAGCAUCCAUUCCUUUUUAUGGCCAAGUAAUUUUCCAUUACAUAAAUGUAACACACUUUGUUUAUCCAUUCAUCUGUAGAUGAACAUUUUUUAACUGUUACCAAUAAUGCUGCUAUAACCAUUUGUGUCCAUGUGUUUGUGUAGAUACAUGUUUCAAUUCCCCUGAUAAAUAUCUAGGAGUGGUGUCACUGGCUCAUAUGGUAGCUCUAUGUUUAGCUUUCUGAGGAACUUCCAGACUUACACAGCACCAUUAUUCAUUCCCAACAGCAAUGUAAGAGAGGUCCAAUUCCUCUACAUUCUUGGCAACACUUCUUAUUUUCUGUUUUUUACUUUAGCAAUCCUAGUGGGUUUGAAGUAGUAUUUUGUUGUGGUUUUGAUUUUUAUUUCCCUAAUGAGUAAUGAUGUGAGCAUCUUUUCAUGUGCUUAUUAGCCAUUUGUUUGUUUUCUCUGGAGAGAUAUCUACUCAGAUCCUUUAACGAUUUUAAAGGGAUUGUCUUUUUAUUGUUAUCAAACUUCUUUAUAUAUUCUGGAUACAAGUCCCUUACCAGAACGUGAUUUACAAUAUUUUCUUUCAUUCUGUCAGUUGUCUUUUCUCUUUCUUGAUGGUGCCCUAAAGCACAAAAGUUUUUAAUUCUGAUGAAAUCCAGUUUAUCUAUUUUCUCUUUUGUUGCUUGUACUCUUGAUGUCCUGGCUGAGAAACAAUUGCCUAAUCUAGGGUUGUGAAGAUUUACUCCUAUGUUUUCUUCUAAGUAAACACAUUUAAGUUGGUUAUUUUAAUCUGUAAUCUUGGAAUGAAUGGGAUUUAAUGUUAACACUACUUACUUUUUACUCUUUAUUCCUCCUUCAGUUACCCAAGAAAACAAAUAGUAGCUUGAGUCUAAGUUUAUUCACAAAUGUAAGGCUGUGGUCUUCCCUUGAAGGGGUGAGCAUGAGGGUUUUAAAGGGAUGUUUCUGGGAAGUAAUUGUUGAUGAGAGAAAACAGGUGCCAGCUACUAGCCUCACUUACAGCUAGAUUAAUAAGGUUUCAUCUUCUUAGAGGCAGUGUGGGGGAAACACAAAGGUACUGCCAACAUACCAGUCCGGGCCCAGUGACAGUGGAGUUAUCUGUCCCAGAAUUUUUAAGUCUGUUGCCCCAAAGUUCGUGUAAAUGUGAUUUUCACAGGUGCCUACAGUACCCAUUCCAUGACGCAGUGAAACCUGUUAUUUUAUAAAUAUUGACUCUAAUAGGUGACAGGUUUUUUAAAAAUAAAGAUUGACCCUAAAUAGUGACUGUCUUAUAAGCUUGUGUGAAUUUCUGAGCAAUUAACCUUUUCUGUCUCAGACUCUUAUCUUAGAAUUUUGACAAUGUGCUAUGAUAAAUACCUAUUACCCAUUUUGAACUUAGUAGACUACCCAGAAGUCUUUUGAGUCAUUGCAGGGUUGGGCCUACUAAUACUAUUAAAACAUUUAGACACAGUAACCUCUGUUGCUAUCUCCUAAGUUUGAUAAUUGAACUCAUUAGGUGCUUUAUCUACAAAGAAAAGCAUUGUUAAUUUUGCUUUUAAUAGCAUCAGAAUAAAGCAAGAUGCAUUUUAAUAACUGUUGAUAACUACUGGAAGAAAUGUAUGUUAGGCAAGGAAGUACAGCUAGUAAUAAAAUGUCCCUGUCAGUGAAUACUGUGAUUACCUAUAAUUACAUACAGAUUAAUGAAAUAAGACUGUUUUCAUGUCUGCUGAUGUUAACCUGAAAUUCUGAUGAGUGAGAAAUCCUGUAUUUUUGUGGACUCAGAAGUGUAUAGUCAUGACAGUCUUUCUGUAAACAAUGUCAUUUGGGGUAUAGUACUAUAGGUAGUGUUUUUAAUACCUAGGCUAUGUACUCAUUUUUGAGGUUUUGGAAAUACAUUGGUGACUCAGGGGAAUCAACGAAUUUAUCAGGAGGGAGGAAAAUUUGCAAAACAUAUUUUUAGCGAAACAGUCCAGACUCAUGAAGAACUAUGAGGAAGAGGGAGACAUCCUGAAAGCUGUAGGGAUCCAUGGUGGUAGAAACCCUACCUGUGAAUCACAGCUCUUUGGCCUCAUGGUCCUUAUCACAAAGGAAGGAACUUAGUUUGAAAUGGUUUCUAAUAGUCUUUCCCAAGUUUGGUCUCUUUUCCAAGAAUGGGGCUAGAUCUCUUCAAAGAACCAAGUUAUCAAGAGCCACCAUGUCUCAGGGGCCCGUACGUGUGCGGUAAUGGGGUCCCUUACAGUUCCACUGCAGGCACAAAAUUCAAAGUGUUCAAAAGUGAAAAGUCAGCCUUUCUCUCACCCACCUUUCUGGGGGUUUCUGGACUCUCUGAUCCUUAUCAUUUAUACUUAGAGCUACAGUAUACCUGGAAUUGAUAUUUGUUUAUGGUAUUUGGGAUAUUUGAGAUGGAAGCUUAUUCUUUUUUCCUUUUUCCAUAAAAGAAAAUAUCUAAUUAAUCCAGCAUCGUAAGUGCCACCUUUGCAGUGACAUCUUUUAUCAUGAAUCAGGUAUCUAUAUAUGGACUCUACGUUCCAUGGUUUAUACGUCAAUAUUUUCAACAAUAUCACACUGCAAUAAUUACUAUAGAUAUAUAAUAUGCCUUAAUAUCCAGUAGAGUAUGUCCUCACACAAUUUUUUUCCUCAGGAGUGAAAAAAAAACCCCGUUAUUCUUGACCCUUGACAUAUUCUUUGCCCUUACACUUUAGAAUCCAUUUGUCAAUUCCACAAAAAUUAACUCACUUUAAUUUUGAUUGAGAUUACAUUAACUCUAUAGAUAAACCUAAAGAGAAAUGACAUUUUUACAAUACAAUUUUGUCUUCUCAUACACUUAAUGUAGUAUAUCCUUCCAUUUAUUUAUGUCAUUUUCAACUUCUCUAAAAAUGUUUUUAGGUUUUCUGUAUAGAGGUAUCACACAUCUUUCUUCAAAUGUAUUUCUAGGUAGCUGAUAUGUUUUGAUGUUACUGUAAAUGGUGUCUUUUUAAAAUUUCAUUUUUUAAUAGUUUGAUGCUCAACUAUGGAAAUUCCAUUGAUUUUUUGCAUACUAAUCUUUACCUUGUAAAUUUGUUACGUUCAUCUAAUAAUUCUAAUAUUACUCUGUAGAUUUUAUUUUCUAAUGUGAAGAAUUCAAUUUUAUUAUUUCCUCUAUUUCAUACUGUUAUUUAUUUUUCUUACCUUAUUUUAUUGUCUAAGUCCUGCAGUACAUUCAGUUGUCAGAGUAAACACUGUUAACAUUUCAUUAAGUACUAUGUUUCCUGUAGUUUUUUUCCCAUAAAUAAGCCUUAACAAGUUAAAGAAAUUUUCUUCUGUCCCUUCUUUGCUAAGAAUGGUUUUUUUAAUGACUAUGUGUAGGAUUUUAUCAAUUUUUACAUCUAUUAAUAUAAUCAUGAGUUUUCUCAUUUCUGUUUAUGUGGUGAAUAAAAUUGAUUUUUGUAUUCUAAAAGAGCCAUGUAUUCCUGAAAUAAACCCAAGUUGGUGGUGAUGUAUCCUUUUAUAUUUUGCUGGAUUGUUUGAUUUUAAUCUAAGUAGGUUAUAUUAAUUUGCAGUAAUCCCGUGUUUUUGAUGCAAUAAUUAGAAAAUAGAAUGGAUAAAUUACAAAAUUACAUUUGUAAAGAUGUCACAGAGUUGUAGAACAAGGAAGAAGAGGUAAACUAAAAUUCCAGAACAGUAAGAUCUCUUCCUAGAUAAGCUAAUGACUUUCAUGGUUUAAUUUCCCUGGUGGUCUUGAUUUUAGACAGAGAGAGUCUUCUAGAAGAAAAAGAAGUCAGCAGAAUCUUUGAAAGUCACACAGGACUGAUGUAACCUACUAGACAUUUGAAGAGAACAAAUGCAAGGCUCUUUCCCCAUGAGAUAUUUCCUGAGUUUUAGGGUGACGCAUGAGGCAGGGAACUGGGCCAGAAAGGCAGAUUAUAAUCUCCCAUUGUUUUGUGGUGCUUAGGUGAAAAAAAUCCUAUGGGGAAAGGAGUUUUUCACAAAUUCAGUAUCAGCCUCAGUUUGCUAGGGCUGCCAUAACGAACUAUCACAGACUGAGUAGCCUAAAUACAAAAGUUUUUUUUCUCACAAUUCUGGGAGAUUGAAGUCCAAGGUCAAGGUGUCCGCAGGGCCAGUUUCCUCUGAGGUCUCUCCUUGGUUUGUGGAUGGUGAUCUUCUACCCUGUGUCUUCACGUGGUCUUCCCUCUCUGCCUGUCUGUGUCCCAAUCCCCUCUUCUAAGGAAACCAGUCAUGCUGGAUUAGGGCCUACCCCGGUGAACUCAUUUUAUUUAACUUUAUUAUUUCUUUAAAGACCCUACCUCCAAAACAGUCACCUUCUGAGUUACUUGGGAUUAGGACUUCAACAUAUGAAUUUGGGGAGAGGGUACAUUUCAGCCCAUAACAAUGGGGUUGGAGGCUAAAGAGCUAAGUUCAAACCUCUGAAGGAAAGAACUGAAGGCUUUCAGUACUUAGAAAAUGGAAACUUUACAAACUCUCAAUUAAAAGCCCUGACCCAACUCAAUCACUAAUUGGACUGAGGUAAUCUGUUGCUCAGUCUGUCUGGCUAACUGAGGAAAGGUGCACCCCUCAGUAAUGCUAGAUGCCAUCUAGAGCCUUCCUCUUGUACACGUAAGUUCUGCUAUAUAAUAAAAGAUUACCAGACAAAGUAAAGAACAGGAAAAAAUUACUGAUGACCAAGAAAAAAUACCGGUAAUAGAAGCAAACCUUCCUUUCAUUGAGAAGGCUUUAACUUACAGAUUCACUUUAUUAAGGGUUAUUGGAUUGCUCUAGUUUUUCUUCUUGUGUCAGCUUUGGAGAAUUGGGUCUUGCUUGAAAUUUCACCCAAUUUUUCAGAAUUAUAAAGUUGUUUAUAAUAUCCUUUGUGAUCUUUUAAUAUCUAACGCAUUAGUAAUAAUGGUAAGCAGAUGUAAAGUACCCGAAAGUUCAGUUCACAGCUGGUCCAGGCUGUGGUAAUGUGAGGUAUUUAAUCUUUCCCUUGAUCAGUCUCACAGGAAGUUUAUUUGUUCAUUAACUUUGUUCAAAGAACUAUCUCCUGGCUGUGUUGAUUUUCUCCAUCAUGUGUAUGUUCUUAUUGCAUGACUUUCUGCUUUUAUCUUUAUUUUUCCCUUUUUUUCACUUUCUUGGAUUUUCUUUCUGCUAUUUUUCUAGUUUUGUGAGAUAGCUAUUUAGAUCAUUCAUGUUUCAGUCUUCUUUCCUAAUAUAUGCACUAUAUAUGCU
This is a messenger RNA of Manis pentadactyla (Chinese pangolin), 16929 nucleotides long. RefSeq names its product DDB1 and CUL4 associated factor 17 (gene DCAF17). Gene Ontology annotation, biological process: protein ubiquitination. The record is from RefSeq and is a predicted model, not a curated record. Gene Ontology annotation, cellular component: Cul4-RING E3 ubiquitin ligase complex. The transcript has 14 exons. The coding region runs from base 92 to 1663 and encodes 523 amino acids. Lineage: Eukaryota; Metazoa; Chordata; Mammalia; Pholidota; Manidae.